This is a messenger RNA of Cariama cristata (Red-legged seriema), 1289 nucleotides long. Its product is annotated as protein Wiz-like. The annotation marks the transcript as partial. Gene Ontology annotation, molecular function: RNA polymerase II cis-regulatory region sequence-specific DNA binding; DNA-binding transcription factor activity, RNA polymerase II-specific. The transcript has 5 exons. NCBI's taxonomy places the organism in Eukaryota, Metazoa, Chordata, Aves, Cariamiformes, Cariamidae. Gene Ontology annotation, cellular component: nucleus. Gene Ontology annotation, biological process: regulation of transcription by RNA polymerase II. The record is from RefSeq and is a predicted model, not a curated record.
CCCAGAACCUUACGACGUGCGAAGUAUGCGGCGCCUGCUUCGAAACCCGCAAAGGUUUAUCCAGCCAUGCCCGUUCUCACCUACGGCAACUCGGCGUAGCCGAAUCGGAGAGCAGCGGGGCUCCCAUCGAUUUGCUUUACGAACUGAUGAAGCAAAAAGGCAAACCCGACGGCAGCCCCAUGUCUCCCACCCUCGGCAAAAAAUCCGGUUCCCCCAAAGAUGCCGCCACCGGUUCCCCUCGACCCGCUCUCCUGGCGCUCGGCAAGGCCGGCGAUCGCCCGUCGGAUGGUCCCAUUAAUAAAGCCAUCAAAUCCCCUCCCGGCUUCUCAAAAAAUCUCUCGCAACCAGGAUCCCCCAUCCUUAAGAAGGUGCCACCCGCUCUUUCGGGGUCCCCGUCUCCGAAAAACCCCGAGGAGAAGAGCUCCAAGCUCUCGCUGAGCCCCCUGCAGAGCUCCCCGAAAGCGCAGUGGCCGCAGGCGGAUGAGGAAGGACCCCUCAAUUUAACCUCGGGUUCGGAGCCGGUGCGAGAUAUCCGCUGCGAAUUUUGCGGCGAAUAUUUCGAAAACCGGAAAGGUUUGUCAAGCCACGCUCGAUCUCACCUCCGCCAAAUGGGGGUGACCGAGUGGUCGGUCAACGGUUCGCCCAUCGAUACGCUACGGGAAAUCCUCAAGAAGAAAUCCAAACCCGGCGAAGCUUGCGGCGAGCUGUGCGGCCUCUACUUCGAAAACCGUAAAGCCUUGGCCAGCCACGCGCGGGCACACCUCCGGCAAUUCGGCGUCACCGAAUGGUGCGUUAACGGUUCGCCUAUCGAAACCCUCAGCGAAUGGAUCCGACAUCGACCCCAAAAAGCCGGCGCUUACCGUAGCUACAUCCAAGGCGGACGACCCUUCACUAAGAAAUUCCGGAAUUCUUCGCACGGCCGGGAUCACGACGGCGGCGGUCGACGGAUGCCGCUCGGUCUUCAAGCCGGCGGCGUGACUUUUCUGAGCAAAGGAUUGACGGGAGAUUUGGCUCACGGCGAUGCCGGAAAAAUCCUGGAUGGGGGAAGCGGCGGUGAGCGACCCAUGAUCACUUCUCCUCUCUCUUUGGUGAAGGUGGAGGAACAUCAACGCUCCAACAUCAACACCCCCCCGCCGCAAACUUCCUUGGUGAAAUUUGUGGGGAACAUCUACACCCUCAAAUGCAGGUUCUGCGAGGUGGAAUUCCAAGGUCCCCUCUCCAUCCAGGAGGAAUGGGUACGGCAUCUCCAACGACACAUCCUGGAAAUGAAUUUUUCCAAAGCGGAUCCU